CGCACAUGGACUUAUUUUAUGGAAAUUGACGGUUCUCUAUAAACAGUUUCUUCGAAGUUGUUUGUGAUAUAAUCGACACGGAAUUUAAGAUGUUACUUUUGCCGAAGGUCGCGCGGGCGUCUUUGUUACGUACAAGGCACAUGGUGGCACUUACAGAUCCUUUUUGGUCUCAGGCCCGAGGAGUCAUUACUCUUAAGCGAAAAUAUCGAAUACCCCAGGAUCAGAUUAAACAUCCGACCCUGAAACUGCACAGGCCUCGCUUGCGGACAUACGAGCUUGUUGAGGAUACAGAAAGCCUUCCCAAGAAACCACUUAAGCUUGUCCUCAAAGAGUUUGUUGAAGGCGUUGGCUACGCGGGUGACGUUGUCGAAAUAGAAAUGACGUGGGAUAGCAAACCGCGAUACGAAUUACUGCUUACCGGCCUAGCUGAAUAUGCUACCCCUGAAAAUCUGGAAUGGGCUCGUCAAUACCGGGAAAAGAUGGACGUCAAGCGGUUUUCCUCUCUGUUUUCGCCGAGAAUAAUCCGGCUGCUUCGAGAUACCCUUUUCCCGCUAGAUAUGAGCCCAAAAAAUCCUUGGACCGUUGAGAAAUGGCAUGUAAGAAGUGCCCUUCGUGCCGCUGGCGUAAAUCUGCCCGAGGCGGCAAUUACGUUACCAGAAGAACCUAUCGUAGGACCUGAUAAUGCUUUUAAUAAGGACUUCGUAGUGCAGAUCAUGAUUAACGGACAAGACGAGGCUCACUGUCGAUUACGCAUCCGAUCUGCCGAGGAAGGUCUGUCUCCAGCUGCACUUUUUGAAGAAUCAGAAGUACCAUGGUUCAUGGAGGAACCGAUACCGUACCUGGAAUCGCAGAGGAAAAACAUUGAAGAAUUACACCAGGCUGCGGCAAAGGCGUACGAAACAGAACUUCAGAAAUUAAGGGAAGCAGGCCAUGGCAUAUAGAAACAGGUCGUUACAUGUGUGUCAAAACCAAUAUGUCAACAAGCACAAAGAACACAUGACGGUGUUUGUUUGACCACUGAUCUUACGAAUGAAUUUUCCAGUCAUUAAAAGGAGGAUAGGUAGAGGCUUAUUUAAUUAAUAAAUGAUUUCUUUUGUCCUAUA
This is a messenger RNA of Varroa destructor (honeybee mite), 1103 nucleotides long. It is a transcript of the gene mRpL9, whose product is annotated as mitochondrial ribosomal protein L9. Gene Ontology annotation, molecular function: structural constituent of ribosome. The record is from RefSeq and is a predicted model, not a curated record. Gene Ontology annotation, cellular component: ribosome. Gene Ontology annotation, biological process: translation. NCBI's taxonomy places the organism in Eukaryota, Metazoa, Arthropoda, Arachnida, Mesostigmata, Varroidae.